Gossypium arboreum is the source of this 884-nucleotide messenger RNA. Its product is annotated as 60S ribosomal protein L13-1-like. Gene Ontology annotation, biological process: translation. The record is from RefSeq and is a predicted model, not a curated record. Gene Ontology annotation, cellular component: ribosome; cytosolic large ribosomal subunit. Gene Ontology annotation, molecular function: RNA binding; structural constituent of ribosome. Lineage: Eukaryota; Viridiplantae; Streptophyta; Magnoliopsida; Malvales; Malvaceae. Bases 98 to 721 code for a protein of 207 amino acids. The transcript has 5 exons.
AUAUAAAUAAACAAACCAUUGUCAUAGAGAAACCCUAAAACAGAGCUAAAGGGUUCGUUUCUCUUUGCGCCUUUCUUCUUUCGGCCGAAGGUAAGUCAUGGUUAAGCAUAACAAUGUCGUGCCAAAUGGGCACUUCAAGAAACACUGGCAGAACUAUGUGAAGACUUGGUUCAAUCAGCCAGCACGAAAGGCUAGAAGAAGAAUUUCAAGGCAAAAGAAGGCUGUGAGGAUCUUUCCAAGGCCAACUGCUGGACCCCUUCGCCCUAUUGUCCAUGGCCAGACUUUGAAGUAUAACAUGAAGUUGAGAGCUGGAAAGGGUUUCACCCUUGAAGAGCUUAAGGCUGCUGGUAUUUCAAAGAAACUUGCACCGACCAUUGGUAUCGCUGUUGAUCACCGCCGUAAGAACAAAUCACUUGAAGGUCUUCAAGCCAAUGUUCAGAGGCUUAAGACCUACAAGGCCAAACUUGUUGUCUUCCCAAGGCGUGCUCGCAAGUUCAAGGCUGGUGAUUCAACUGCCGAAGAGCUCGCAACUGCAACCCAAGUCCAAGGACCAUACAUGCGUAUUUCUCGUGAGAAGCCUUCCGUUGAGCUCGUGAAGGUCACCGAGGACAUGAAAUCAUUCAAGGCAUACAACAAGCUCCGUGUUGAACGUGCGAACGAACGUCAUAUUGGUGCUAGGUUGAAGAAGGCUGCCGAGGCCGAGAAGGAAGACAAGAAGUAAGGUUACCCUUUUGGGGACAGUGUUUUGUUAUUUGGCUUGCUAAAAAGACCUUAAAUUUUGUUUUCAUUUUGUCAAGUGAACUGAGACAGCUUUAGAAAACUUUGGUAUUAUGACAGUAAUCCUUUUUGUUGAGCAUUUUAUUAAAUUGAGAAGUUUCCUGCAA